Molecule: messenger RNA, 1490 nt
Organism: Hordeum vulgare subsp. vulgare (domesticated barley)
Lineage: Eukaryota; Viridiplantae; Streptophyta; Magnoliopsida; Poales; Poaceae
Product: ethylene-responsive transcription factor ERF061
Exons: 1
Coding region: 212-1102 (296 amino acids)
Biological process (GO): regulation of DNA-templated transcription
Molecular function (GO): DNA binding; DNA-binding transcription factor activity
Source: RefSeq, a predicted model, not a curated record
CAGGGGCGUCAUGGUGACCACGGCGCCCGGCGCCCGGCGCCCAUGGGUUAUAUAAAGCCACACGACGCGCACCUGGCUUGGACAGACAGACAAACCUCUCACACUCCACCGCUAAUCGCCACCACACCAAGACUCGCCUUUUGCUCCGGCCAAGGAUGCCAUUCCCGCCCCGCCCGUGAACGCCCGAACCAACUCGCUCCAGCUCCCGUCCAUGGACGCCAGCCUCCGGACGCUGUCGCCGUCCAGCUUCACCGGGGAGGUGCGCUCCGCGGUGUCCUCCCUCCUGCUCUCCCCCGGCGGCGCCAGCGCGCUCGACACCGUCUUCUCCCACCUGCCCCCGCCCGUCACCAUCCCGCCGCUCGGCUCCAGCGUCUACUACCGCCAGAGCGAGCUCCUCCGCACCUUCGCCGCCACCCACCAUCAAGCCAGCGCUGCGGCGGCUACCAGCUCCUCGUCGGGCUACGCUGUUCCUUUUCCUUUUCCUGGUGCGGCGGCGCACGACGCGGCGGCAGCGGCGGCGCACGACGCGGCGGCAGCGGCGGCGGCGGGCAGGAAGAUGUACCGCGGCGUGCGGCAGCGGCAGUGGGGCAAGUGGGUGGCGGAGAUCCGGCUGCCGCAGAACCGGGUGCGCGUCUGGCUCGGCACCUACGACUCUCCCGAGACCGCCGCGCACGCCUACGACCGCGCCGCCUACCGGCUCCGCGGCGAGUACGCGCGCCUCAACUUCCCCGGCGUCAUGGACGGCGCCGACGACGCCCGCUUCCCCGACGCCCUCCGCCAUCUCCGCGACGCGGUGGACGCCAAGAUCCAGGCCAUCCGCGUCCGCAUGGCCCGCAAGCGCGCGCGCGCCAGGCGGCUGCGCGAGGAGAGCAAGCAGCAGCAGCAGCAGAACAACACCCAACGCGCCGAGGCCGCCCCGGUGGCGCCGACGGCCCCGCGCCCCGUCGUGUCCGAGAGCGCCACGACGUCCGAGACGACGACGACGACGACGUCGUCGUACGGGUCGCCGGAGGGGGUGCUGUCCGCGGCCGACUUCGAGUGCUCGCUGCAGCAGAUGCCGUCCUUCGACCCGGAGCUCAUCUGGGAGAUGCUCAACUUCUAGCCGCCGCCGGCGGCCAGUAGGACUAGACCGAUUCGACGGACGCAAAGCCAACCAGCAUCAAGGUCCAUCCCAUCCCAUUCAUGGCGAUGGCGUGGACAUGGUUGCGGCGUCUGUCGGAGCCGAAGCUGGUAUCGUAGGAUUGAUUCGAUCUCCAUCUGUGAGGAGGGAGGAUUACAGUUAACCUGUCACUAUAUGAGCAAUAAAAUGCCCGGGAAAAAUUGGGCGUCUCCUAGAGACUAUACUCCUAAAUCCCAAUUACUACUAGCAACUGCAACUGCAUUCUGCAUCUGUCGUGUCCUGAGCAUUCGCAUCACAUCACAUCGACAAAGUUGUAAAGCUGAUCCCUGAAUUCAUAGCAUCUCUAAUGUCAACAUAAGUGUUAAUUUCA